AUGGGCGACGUCCUCGUGGAAAGCCAGGCCACCACCGUGCCGCCUCACAAGAAGGCCGCCCCCUCAGCCAUUCCCAACAUUGACGACUUCGAGGGCUUGCCCACCGAUGGCGAGGAUGACUAUGCGACCCUGAAGAAGCUUCAGAGGCAGUUGGAGUAUAUCCAGCUGCAAGAGGAAUACAUCAAAGACGAGCAAAGGAGUUUGAAGCGAGAACUAGUACGAGCUCAGGAGGAGAUCAAGCGAAUCCAGAGCGUACCCCUCGUCAUCGGCCAGUUUAUGGAGGCCAUCGAUCAGAACACCGGCAUUGUCCAGUCAAGCACAGGCUCCAACUAUGUUGUCCGCAUCCUAUCCACCCUCGACCGCGAACUGCUCAAGCCCUCCUCCUCAGUUGCCCUGCACAGACACUCCAACGCCCUCGUCGAUAUCCUCCCGCCGGAAGCCGACUCCUCCAUUGCCAUGCUCGGCGCCGACGAGAAGCCCGAUGUGACAUAUGCCGACGUCGGUGGCUUGGAUAUGCAGAAGCAGGAAAUCCGAGAGGCCGUCGAGUUGCCCCUGACACAUUUUGAUCUGUACAAGCAAAUUGGUAUCGACCCUCCUCGCGGUGUCCUGCUAUACGGCCCGCCCGGAACUGGCAAGACCAUGCUUGUCAAGGCCGUUGCCAACUCUACAACGGCCAGUUUCAUCCGCGUCGUUGGCUCGGAAUUCGUCCAGAAGUACUUGGGAGAAGGUCCCCGAAUGGUCCGCGACGUUUUCCGCAUGGCACGCGAGAAUUCGCCCGCCAUCAUCUUCAUUGACGAAAUCGACGCCAUCGCCACGAAGCGAUUCGAUGCCCAGACCGGUGCCGAUCGUGAGGUCCAGCGUAUUCUGCUCGAGCUGCUCAACCAGAUGGACGGCUUCGAUCAGACCUCCAACGUCAAGGUCAUCAUGGCCACGAACCGCGCCGACACCCUGGAUCCCGCCCUGCUGCGUCCCGGCCGUCUCGAUCGAAAGAUUGAGUUCCCCUCCCUGAGAGAUCGCCGCGAGCGUCGUCUCAUCUUCAGUACCAUUGCCAGCAAGAUGAGCCUGGCCCCCGAGGUCGAUCUCGACAGCUUGAUUGUCCGCAACGACCCUCUUUCCGGCGCCGUCAUCGCUGCCAUCAUGCAGGAGGCCGGUCUCCGCGCCGUCCGCAAGAAUCGAUACAACAUUAUCCAGACCGAUCUUGAGGAUGCUUACUCAAGCCAGGUCAAGGGAACCAGCGACGAUAACAAAUUCGACUUUUACAAAUAA
Molecule: messenger RNA, 1266 nt
Organism: Trichoderma aggressivum f. europaeum
Lineage: Eukaryota; Fungi; Ascomycota; Sordariomycetes; Hypocreales; Hypocreaceae
Exons: 4
Coding region: 1-1266 (421 amino acids)
Biological process (GO): proteasome-mediated ubiquitin-dependent protein catabolic process
Cellular component (GO): proteasome regulatory particle, base subcomplex
Molecular function (GO): ATP binding; proteasome-activating activity; ATP hydrolysis activity
Source: RefSeq, a predicted model, not a curated record